This is a messenger RNA of Gigantopelta aegis, 1198 nucleotides long. Its product is annotated as FAD-linked sulfhydryl oxidase ALR-like. NCBI's taxonomy places the organism in Eukaryota, Metazoa, Mollusca, Gastropoda, Neomphalida, Peltospiridae. Gene Ontology annotation, cellular component: mitochondrion. Bases 139 to 639 code for a protein of 166 amino acids. The record is from RefSeq and is a predicted model, not a curated record. The transcript has 3 exons. Gene Ontology annotation, molecular function: flavin-dependent sulfhydryl oxidase activity; flavin adenine dinucleotide binding.
UUGGGGGUACCUGUGCUUCAGGCAGAGAGAGAGAGAGCAAAAAAUAAAAUAAAAUAAUAACCGUUCGUGAAACACAUAAAUUGUUCGCGAACGUAAUGUUGCCUCGCUAUUGCUGAACACAGAAGGCUAUCAAACAAGAUGUCUGCGCCCACGAAGGAACAUGCGAAUCAUUACUCGUCAAGCGCUAAUGAAAAAGUAUCGGUGGAAAAGCCAUGCCGCUCAUGUACCGAUUUUAAAACAUGGAUGAAACUAAAAGGGAAGUCCACUGAGGGAAAAGCUAUCGACGAAAAGCAUCUAUCAACAUGCCCAUUGGACAAGAACGAGCUGGGACGCAACACAUGGUCUUUCUUGCAUACUAUGGCAGGGUAUUACCCCAGAACACCAUCCGUACAGGAGAAGUUGAAUAUGACUCAGUUUAUGCAGCUGUUUGCUCAGUUCUACCCUUGUGAUUACUGUGCCAAAGAUAUGAGAAAUGAUUUGAAGCGGAGUCCUCCAGAUGUUUCAAGUCAGGACAAUUUUUCUCAGUGGCUUUGUCGACUUCACAACACUGUGAACAAAAAGCUGGGGAAAUCCGAGUUUGACUGUCGCCAAGUGAACGAGAGAUGGCGUGAUGGGUGGAAAGAUGGAAGCUGCGGAUGAAAUAAGCUGAAUCGUGUUGUUGUUACGUUAUACUGUUAAAGUUUAAACUUUAUUUAACAAAGGACAAAGAAAAGUGAUUUCUGCAUAUUGCAGUUCUUGGAGCCAUCUAAGGGGCCUUUUACUGUUAUUGAGAUUGUUAUUAUGAGUGUACAAACCAUGCACUAAUGAGGAUGGGAUUAGUUCCAGGCUUUGGUUUUUUUAAGCAAACAAAACAUGUUGAAAAAAAUGUUACUGAUUAUAUUGAUGUUUACUUUUAGAAUUGGGGAGUGUGGGUGUGGGAGAUGAGUACCAAAAAACAAGUAUGGUUUGUAUGGUCGUAAAACAAUGUUGAUAAGUAUGAACAGCCCCUCUAGAGUUUUAGUUGUGAGAGUAACUUCGUAAUUCCAGUGCUAAAGCAUUGACAAUCUGUCUAAGUUAAAGAGACUGUCCCGAGUUUCUAAAACUCAGUGGUUUUUGUAUCUUUCAAAUAUUUGUAUGUCGCUCAAACAGGAUUUGGUCUUCCAAUAAUUUUGUAUGUAUGAAAACAUAGUGUGUGUGUGUAUAUAUAUAUAUAUAUAUA